Messenger RNA from Meleagris gallopavo (turkey), 1873 nucleotides. RefSeq names its product NGG1 interacting factor 3 like 1 (gene NIF3L1). Gene Ontology annotation, cellular component: cytoplasm; mitochondrion. NCBI's taxonomy places the organism in Eukaryota, Metazoa, Chordata, Aves, Galliformes, Phasianidae. The record is from RefSeq and is a predicted model, not a curated record.
CUUGCCGGCCCGGCCUCCGCCCUCUUCCCCUCCCCGCAGGUUCCGCAUGCUGCUGCUCUGUCGGCCCCUCCGUCGCAUCCGUGCUGCGGGCCGCCCGCUCUCCCGCUCCCUCAUGAACCUCAACGAGCUCGUUCCCGCUCUGAAUGACUUCGCUUCCCUCUCCCUGGCUGAGAGCUGGGACAACGUGGGGCUGCUGGUGGAACCCAGCCCUCCUCACGCCGUGCGCACCCUGCUCCUCACCAACGACCUCACCGAGCAGGUGAUGGAGGAGGCGGUGCAGAAGAACGCAGACCUCAUUCUCUCCUAUCACCCUCCCAUCUUCGCCCCGCUCAAGCGGGUAACGUGGAAGACCUGGAAGGAGCGGCUGGUGGUCCGUGCUCUGGAGCACAGGAUCGGGAUCUACUCACCGCACACAGCGUACGAUGCCGUACCGCACGGAGUCAACAACUGGCUGUCCAAGGGACUCGGUGCCUGUACUUCUGUCCCACUGCACCUAUCAACUGCUCCAAGCCAUCCGACUGAGGGCACUCACCGGGUGGAAUUCUGUGGAGACGCUACGGGGCAUCUAGAGACAGUGCUGUCCAAAAUCAAAGACAUCCCAGAGAUCUUCUGUCUCACCACUCUCCCUGUCAGGGUUGAUGGGGAGGAGCAAACACGAGUCAGUCUGAACUGCUCUCAGAAAGCACUGCUGGAGGUGGUGGCAUUAUUGUCCCAGAACAGCCUUCUUUAUUGCAAGACUGAGAUUCUCUUAUUACAGAAGCCUCUUCUUCCACAUACUGGAAUGGGACGUCUCUGCACUCUGAGUGAGCCAGCCUCCUUGUCAGACAUAAUUGAGCGCAUCAAAAGCCACCUAAAAUUACCCCACGUCCGCUUCGCUGUGGGAACAGGCAAGACACUUGAUUCUCCAGUGAAGAAAGCUGCUCUGUGUGCUGGUUCUGGGAGCAGUAUCCUGAAGGGAAUGGAAGCUGACCUCUAUCUCACAGGAGAGAUGUCCCACCAUGACGUUCUGGAUGCAGUUGCCAAUGGUGUAAGUGUUAUUCUGUGUGAACACAGUAACACUGAGCGAGGCUUCUUGUCAGAGCUGCGUGACAUGCUAACUAUCCACCUACAGAACAAAAUCAACAUCAUUCUGUCUGAGAAAGACAGAGAUCCCCUCCAGGUGGUAUAAGAGGGAGGAGGGAAAAAAAAUGAAGUGAGAGAGCAGAGUCAAGGGUUUAAUAGUAUCUUGCACAGAGCUAUCCAAAUGCAAGCUGAAUGAAGAUGCUCUGGUCAGUAUAGCACUGUAUUCUACGUUCACCCAAUGUUUGGACUAUAAAUUGUCAUCUAUCAGAUACGUAAUAAAUGCUGGUUUCGGGCUACUGAAAGAUGAUUUACUCAAUAACUGGGCUCUCACUUGAAUAAAUUUACUGUUACCAUAUACUAUUAUUACAUAUAUUUAAUAACCAUACCACUCAAGGGUUAGAGGGGUAAAAUAUAAAAAUCUGACUUAGCUCCAUUUUCAAGCAUACACAGCAGUUCUACCUUACUGUGGUUAUGUCAAUACAAGUCACUCAAAUUUUAGCCAAUAAAGCUCUCAAUAAUAGUUAAAGCAAUAUUGAUCACUGGUUUGCAUUAUCAGUUUUAAUAAGACACAGCUCAUAAGUAUAUGCAGAGCACAAAUUCAGGCAUUUGAUGCUUGUAUUCAAUUGCAAAACCUACCAUUAAUACAAAAGUAAGGGUGGUGGUUGGUUAGGGUUUUUUUUUUGUUUAUCUGUUUUUCAAUGGAGGGUCCCUAUAUUGAAAAACCUUGGAAGUAUUUUUUUUAAAUAUGCUUUAACACUUCCCAUUCUCAGGCAGAUUAAUUAAAUAUGUUUUUGCUUUCUUUUAAAAACAA